Molecule: messenger RNA, 840 nt
Organism: Paramuricea clavata
Lineage: Eukaryota; Metazoa; Cnidaria; Anthozoa; Malacalcyonacea; Plexauridae
Source: the annotation of a GenBank genome assembly
AUGGUAGAAGGCGCAGCAGAUGCGCCAGACAGGUCGCAAUGGCUUGUUAAUCUUGGAAGGGUGACGUUAUUGCUGCUUUACGUGUUGCAAGUUUGUCUUUUUGUUUCGUUUCUUGUGACACAUUUGGACCACUAUGCAUAUAUAGCGUGGUUUGUGUUGUUUAUACCGGCAUUCGUUUCGUUCUGGUACUUCCUUAAAGGCGCGAAAGUGUACGCUGACAACGACAAGGAUAUUCGAGGCGUUUGGAUUACCUGGGGACUAUACAUCGUUGCUUAUGUCGCCACCGUUGCCAUGAUUUUUGCUACAUUCGCACACGACCUUACUAAAGGUGACAUUCUUGGUAUCAACGCGCUGGUAGGUACUCUAUGUAUAACUCCAGUACUCCUAAUCCUCUUGCUACAACUCACGAUUUCCCCAUCCUACCAGAAGACUGUCUUACUGUCCACCAUAUUCGCCGCGUUGAAUCUCUUCGACGGCAUCAAAAUGUUGGAAAUAUUUCUGGCGCAAAACGAAGCGGAUUUCGAUCUGAACAUGGCAACCGAAAUAUCCAUUCUCGUCUUCGCCUGCAUUUGUUUCAUUCUCUCGCCUUUUGGAUUUGUUCGAAAUAAGUUCAUGGCUGAUGGUGUCGUGAAAGCUAGAAGGGAAACGUCCGCAGGUCUCGUUCAACUGGAAAUUAUCGGGAUUAACCUACCGUUUUUGGUUUUACGUGCCAUAAUUUGGCGCAAAUACGAAGCUGCUAUCUUUAUGGUCAAGAAUAUUGUCGCUUUAGCCUUUGGCGUAAUCGAGUUCUUAGUCCUUAAAGAGAUUUUGAUAUGUGGCGGAAAUCCACCACGUGCAUGA